AUGGAUGACCCUAAUGGUAGCGAUCAUAUCCCUAUCCUUAUCACCAUUAACUACUCUCGUAACCCUCAUCCCCCCAUUCUCAACCAGUCGGCAAAAUCCUCUUUCUCUAACUCCUCAUCUUUUAAUCUUAAUAAAGCCGACUGGAUUGCAUUUUCUCAAUAUGUUCAAAAUAGUAUCUCUUAUAUACAAGAUACAACAUCCCCAACUAUUUGUUAUUCUACCUUUAUCGAUAUCAUAAAUCAAGCCUCGAUCAACUCAAUUCCAGUAAAAAAAACCUAUUACAAUACAUUUCCUCCUUCCCCUCCUUGGUGGAAUUCUUCUUGUACCAAGGCUGUCAAAAAUAGAUCAUCUCUUUUUAAACUAUUUCGCCGUUCAGGUUCUAUGGCUGAUUUUCUUGCUUAUAGCGAAUCGUGUGCAACAACAGCACAGAUUUUAAAAAAAGAAAAACGCACAGCAUGGAAAAACUUUUGUACCAACUUAAAUCCAUCUGCUACUAUCCACCAACUCUGGCACACCGCCAGACUCUUUAAAAAAUGUGUUGUUCGAUCUCCUCGUCCUAUCAAUGAUGAUUGGUUCGAUAUGUUUUGCUCCAAGGUUGCCCCUUGCUACGUUCCCACUGAAGACGAAAAUAAUCAACAAUUAAUUACUCAACCCUUGCAACCUCAUGUUCUCUUAAAUCCUUUCUCUUUGUCUGAAUUAAUGAAUGCUAUAUCUUCCCGUCAUUCAUCUGCAUCUGGUCUUGAUAACAUUUCUCCUCGUAUGCUAAAAAACUUACCUCCUAACGCACUCGAAGUAUUACUCCGCAUUCUUAAUGAUGUCCUAUCAACUCAACGUCUUCCUUCAUCCUAG
Molecule: messenger RNA, 849 nt
Organism: Sipha flava (yellow sugarcane aphid)
Lineage: Eukaryota; Metazoa; Arthropoda; Insecta; Hemiptera; Aphididae
Exons: 1
Coding region: 1-849 (282 amino acids)
Source: RefSeq, a predicted model, not a curated record